Molecule: messenger RNA, 17984 nt
Organism: Marmota monax (woodchuck)
Lineage: Eukaryota; Metazoa; Chordata; Mammalia; Rodentia; Sciuridae
Gene: Casp10
Product: caspase 10
Exons: 10
Coding region: 7620-9194 (524 amino acids)
Biological process (GO): proteolysis; negative regulation of extrinsic apoptotic signaling pathway via death domain receptors
Molecular function (GO): protein binding
Source: RefSeq, a predicted model, not a curated record
AUCUUUCAUUGUCUGAUUUUGCUGUCUAAUGUCUUCCUUGAUACUCCAGAUCAUCUGAAGCAUGUAUAUCCUGAAUUCUUUAUCUGACAUUCCAUCUGCUGCAGCUGUUACCUCUUCUAAAGUUGCAUUGACCUGCAUUGCUUGUGGUCCUUUCUUUCCUUGUCUUUUCAUACUGCUUGCGUAUCUUUCCUGCAGGCGCGGGCGGCGGCUCUGCUCUCUCCUUAUUCCAAUUGGGGUGUCGUGACUACCAUGCCGGCAGGUCACUGGGCCUGUUCUGGGCGCUGGCGGCGGCUCUGUUCUGCCCCUACUCCAAUUGGGGUGACGAGUGUACCACGGUGGCAGGCCACCGGGCCUGAUCCGCCGGUCGGUUGCAGGUUUGCCUACCCUGCAGGCGCGGGCGGCGGCUCUACUCUGCCCCUACUCCAAAUGGGGUGACGUGUCUGUCGUACCGGCCGGCCACUGGGCCUGUCCCGCUGGUCGGUCGCAGAUCUGCCCACCUUUCGGGCACGGGUGGUGGCUCUGCUCUGCCCCUACUCCAAUUGGGGUGUCGUGACUACCCCGCCGGCAGGUCGCUGGGCCUGUUCCUGGCACGGGCGGCGACUCUGCUCUGCCCCUACUCCAAUUAGGGUGAUGUGUGUACCAUGCCGGCAGGCUCCUGGGCCUGAUCUUCAGGUUGGUCACAGGUCUGCUCACCCUGCGGGCACGGGUGGCGGUUCCGCUCCGCCCCCACUCCAAUUGGGGUCACGUGACCACCACACCGGCAGGGCCUGAUCCGGGCGUGGGCGAAGGAUCUGCUCUGCCCCUACUCCAGUUGGGGUGACGUGUGUACCACUCUGGCAGGCCGCUGGGCCUGACCCGCCAGUCUGUCACAGGUCUGCUUGCCUUGCAAGCGCGGGCGGCGGCUCUUCCCUGCCCCUCCUACCACGCUCGUGUACCACUGGGUCGCGGGUCUGCCCACCUUGCGGGCACGGGUGGCGGCUCCGCUCCGCCCCCUCUCCAAUUGGGUUCACGCGGUCACCACGCCGGCGAGCCGCUGGGCCUGCUCCGGGCGCUGGCGGCGGCCCGGCUCCUCCCCUCUGGCUCGAGGACAAAUCGAGAGAGACUCGGGUGUCUGUGCCUCACCCCCCCUACCAGGAGACCAACUGUUUCUGUCGCCGCUGGUAUUGAUGAAGUUCUCUCCUCUGCCGCUUUCUGAUGACAUCAGAUCUCUGCCAUGUUGGUGUCCUAUGCGAAUGGCAGCAUUUCGUUCCCCUGUUCUAUGGCUGAAUGAGCUGCGGUCAGUCGAAAAGAGGGAUGGUGAUGUCAGCUUUCCAACAUGGUGGCCGCUGGCCUCCUCUGUGGUCUGACCGGUGUGGAGAACCGAGAUGGACCGCUUCCUUCCCCCGUCUCGAACCCAGAAUUCAGCCCUGAGUACGGUGCUUGCACGGCUGGCAGAAACUGCAGCACUGUAUCCCUGCGUCGCUAUCUCCCUCAUCUUUCUCUUGUGUCCCCAGCACUGUGUUUUCAUCACAGAAUCACAGGUGGACAAAGCCCCAUUGCCUAGGGGUAUACAGAUUUCUCAUCUUGGCUCUGUUGGUGUCUUUUCCAGGUUUGCCUUCAUUAUUAUGUGUGAGGAUGGCCUUAGGCUUGAGCCUAAGCAACUUCGUUUUUAAAACUCCAGUUUGAAACCUGCAGUCUCACCAGGCAUGCCUAACGGAGGAGCCCUCCUCUCCCAUAUGGCCCUCAGACACAAACAAGUCACUUACUCUGACCCUGGUAAACUCAGAGUGAAGCCGCUGGUAGGCUGUCUUCACAGAUCAGGGUAAAUGAUGUCCCUGAGAAAUCCAGUAGCAGCUGAUAAGGAUUGAAAGGGAGGUCAAAAGCCCCCAAAUUUAGUAUAAAUAAUAGAGCAAACGAAUAGACAUUCAGCCAGCUGGAGAGCCUGAUGAGGACCUGGAUUGACAUCCCAACUCUUCUCAUCUGCCUGACCCUCUGUAUCUUCCUCAACACUCUCAAACUCUACAGCCACAUCUUGACCCUGGUGAGAGCCGCAACUUCUCCUUAGGUCUACCUCCUCAACUGGCCCGUCAGGUUCACCCCAGGAGAAGCCUGUCUUGUUUCCUGAUCUGAUCACUGUGGUCUGAGUGAGUGUGCAUCUAUCUGCCGGAUUAGAGCCUAAGGCUUGAGACUUUUGAUCUGACACUUGAACUUAGCACGCAGAGGGAAUGUCUGUCAUGAGCCUAUCAUGAUUAAGUGUGUUUGCAGUGCUUAGAAAUAAUGUAUCUAGAAUUGUUUGCUGUGAAUUAAUUAAUCUAGGAUUAUUUGGAGUGCUUAGAAUUAAUUAAUCUAGAAUUGUUUACUGUGAAUUGAUUAUGUCUAUUGCAGUGCCUCGAAUUAAGGAUUGUCAUUCCUUUGAUAAGGAAUCCUAUAGAGUGAAAUUAUUUGAGUGAACAAAGCAUUGAAAGGGGCAGAAGCUCGUGGACAUUCUUUAUUUCUCCCCUUCGACUGCAUAAGUUGCACCUUUUGCCCAUUGUGACAGCAUGUUAGUAACUCUAGUCAUCUCCAGUCUUACUUAAUCCUCAUUGCUUCUCCUCACUAGUCUCCUCCACAGGGUUCUUUUCUUGUAUCUGGGACAUGGCAAGGCCUGGAUCUUGAGUUCAGGGGGCACAGGAAGUCAACCUGAGAAGGGAAGGGGGAGGGGAAACAGGGACAAGCUGUGAUGUCUGUGGCCUCAGCUCCUGACACUGUGGGAUUCUUGCAGUUUUGUUGUAGGAGUUGAAAUUGAGAAGUGUGAGUCAUCCGUGCUCUUUUUUUUAUAAAUUGUGUGUGUGUGUGUGUGUGUGUGUGUGUCUGUGUGGUGCUGGGGAUUGAACCCAGGGUCUUGUGCAUGUGAAGCAAGUACUCUACCAACUCAGCUAUAUCCCCAGCCCAUAAAAAUGGUUUUGGCCAUACUGGUUUACAUGUUCUUACAUUUCCAUAUAAUAUUUAGGUUCAGUUUGCCAAUUUACACAGAAGGGGCUCCUGAGAUUUUGAAGGUAAUCAAUUUGAGGUGUAUGGCCACCUUAAUGGAACUCCUCUUUUGCAUACAUUGCUAUUAGUGACAUUUCUUAUUGUCUUAUUGUAGCUUUUAACAGAUAUGGCUAAGUUAUAUGCUGCCCUUUUGAAAAAAAUUAUUAAAUAAAAUAUUAAAGCUGGUUUGUCCUUGUGUUUUGUUCUAGAAACAACAAACUAAUCUGGAAGACUUUUCUGCUUUAUCUUUUUUUUCUUUUAAGCAGCAUGAAAAAUAUUGUACUCAAAUGUAACCACUUCCUCCUAGUUGCUUAGCCAAUCCACUGCCAAUAUAACUCUUCCAGGAAAUAUUGUCUCUUGUGAAACUUCAAGGUUUUGUCACUUUUGAAUCACCUAGCUUCUAGUGUCCUUUAGUCCUAUAGUGGACACAAGAUGGAUCACAUUUAACCUGUCAAGCUACAGCCUCCUCUCAGUUCAUUUGGAAAUUUCUGCAGGUGUAACACAGAACAUGGUGUUGGGUUCUUUGUCUUGUGAAUUUGAAGAAUGAAAUCCAUGGACAGAAGGUCAGAAUAGAGUAACAGGAUUUAUUAGACUAAUAGAAAGAAAACAGAGCUCCCAAAGAGGGGAGGAAUCCCUGGGAGUUGAGGGAUGCGCACGAAUGGAUAUUGUUUAGAGGUUUAUAUGGAUAGACAGGUGGUUUUUGUUGUUGUUGUUGUUGUUUUUGGAUACUGUGGAUUUAAUUCAGAAGAACUUAACCACUGAGCUACAUUCCUAGCCCUCUUUGUUUUAAUUUUUUUUUUUUUUUAAAUUUUUGAGGCAGAGUUUCACUAAGUUGCUUAUAGCCUUGCUAAGUUGCUCAGGGCCUCACCAUGUUGCUCAGGGCCUUGAUAAAUUGCCGACACUAGCCUUGAACUUGAAUUCCUCCUGGCUCAGGCUCCCAAAUUGCUGGGAUUACAGUUGUACAACACUGCGCCUGGUAAGUAGUAGCACCGGUUAUCAGGGACGAGUUCUGCUCCCUCACAUGUUGAAGUAUAACAUUAGAGAAGCACGCCGAGGCAAGCAUAUAAAGCAGGGUUUAUUUAAAAAGGGGUAACAUAGACUUCUCCUGGGAGGGAGAAGGGGGCAUAGCUGGUAUCCUGGUAUCCCCAGAAGUGAGGUGUUCUGCCUUUUUAUAUGUCUUAGGCUUUCUUUGCUCUUCUGCCCUCUUCCCCUUAUCUUUCUCCUUCUUGCAUAAGUGAUUAGGCCCAGGAUGACCAAAAGGUGGGAAACAGGUGGGCUGAAGAGGGAAGGGCAGGAUGGUGCAGCCCAAGACACAGUAAUUAACAACUUUAUAGCUCCCUGUAGGGGCAGGGGCAGGUUCUUGUUAAGGGUGAAGGAAGGGCUCUGAAAGAAGUAAGGUUUCAGGGUUGGGGAUAUAGCUCAGUUGGGAGAGCGCUUGCCUCACAUGCACAAAGCCCUUUGUUUAAUCCCCAGUACCACAAAAUAAUUAAUAUGUCAAUCCCAGACUUCUCUGGAGUUACUUAAAAUUGGCCUGACUCAAUCUGACCUGAUGUGAUUUACCUGUCUAUACUGACUGCCUGUUAAUUCUGGCUUCACAAGGAUGGAUGGGUUUAAGGAAGUCUGUCCCCUGCCCAAACCUAGUUAAGGCACUCAGUGUCUAUGAGGUAUUCAUGCAGGCUUUAGUCCAAUCAAAAUAUUGAUCAGACAUUUUUCCUUCUAUGGAGAGGCCGUGGACUUCAGGUCACCUAUGUCCUGAAUUUCUAUUGCAUAAGUCCUGAUUUUAAAAACAGUCUUUAUGUAAGUUUCUCAGCAAAAAUCUGCAGCUGCUGUUUGUGCUGUGCUGUCCAAGAAGUUACCCAGCCUCAUCUCUUGCUCCUGAUGCCUAGGAGAGAAAUGUAUUUGAUUUAGGCCUGGAAGGAAGGUAACUUAACAGAAAAAGGUAACCUAACAGAAAAAGUCUCUUCCUCCGGAACUUAGUUUCACUUAACUCCCAUAUGCCAUCUAAGGCUGGUUCUGGGAAGGUCUCUGAGUCAGUGCGUAAAGGUAUGGCGUGAUAUGGAGGAGGAGGGAGUCUUGGAAGUUGGAAGGUGUCAAAUCAAAAGCUCCUGCUACCCCAGGCCCUUUUGAGGACUCUCAAGAACUGGGAUGGACCUUUCAGCACACUGAGCUAUUCUCUAGCUGGAGCACCCACCCCCUCUAUCCUGGGUGUCAAUCCUUCAUUCAUAUAUAAAGUCUCUCUGAGGUUGGGGAACUUGGACCAGAGCUUGGAGGUAAAGGAAAACCAAUCAGGUCUACUAUUCCUGCUUCCCAAAGCGGAACUAAAGAGAAACAGGUGUUUCCCCUUAGUCACCAGAGCAGUAGCUGACACCCAUCACCAUUAAAGGAUAUAAAGGUUUUGACUGUCCUUCAGGCAGAGGCUGAGAAUUGUUCAUGUUACUGUCAGCUCAGCAUCAGUGUGCCCUAGGGGGUUUUGUUCUAAAGGGGAGAAGUUUGAAAUACUGAGUACAAAUACCCACGGGGCCUGCUAUCUCCCCUUGGUAACUCGGCUUAAGUCUUUCCCUUGACUACCAGGAUUACUAAGAGAAAAGCUUAAGUUUUACCUUCCUUCCAGGCCUAAAUCAAAUACCUCUCUCUCCUGGGCAUCCUUGUCUAGACUUGUCCCUGACUUCUUUGAGUCUGUGUGACACUGAGGAGAAGCCCCAUUUUUAGCACCACCACACCCUGCCCACUUCUUACAGAUCCUGUGUGGUGACAUAGGGAGUGACAGCCAGCAGUAGCCUGAAGAUCAAGAACUCAGGAUUUGGAAUCAGAGAGACCUGGGUUUGGGCCUGAAUUACCAGCUCUUCCCAGUUUGGGGAUGGUGGCAAGAGAGUCUGCCUUUCUGAACCUCUGUCUCCUCAUCUAUUGAAUGUAGAUAAUAAGCUAACAAAAGCAGAAAGUAGCUAAUAAAAGUUUAUUAGAGAUGGGAUAAAAAAGUGGUAGUGUCAUAGUUAUUAAGGAAGGCCAGCACUGUGUCUUAUUCCCUUUUGCUUUCCAAUGGAAUUCCAUGCUUUAGAUUUAGGAAAUGCUUGCUAAAUAGUUAACAUUAUUGAAUAAAAGCUGAAAGAGUUAAUGUGAGAAAGAAAUGAUAGUUUUAUAAAAUUGCCUCCCCAAAUGGCCUAAGGAACAAAAUAUUUCUAAUCAAAUCAGAGGACUAAGAUUUAGGGUUUAUCUGUCUUUAUCUUUUUAAAAAAAGAUUAGGGUAAGCCAGGUGUGGUGGAAAAUGCCCCUAAUCCCAGCAACUCAGGAGGCUAAGGCAGGAGAAUCUCAAGUAUGAGGUCAGCCUCAGCAACAUAGGGAGACACUGUCUCAAAAUUUAAAAAUAAUAAAAAGGGCUGGGGAUAUACCCCUGAGUUCACUCCCCAGUACCCCCCACCAAGUGGUAAAAUACACAUAACAUAAAAUUUCUCAUUUAAAUAAUUUUAAAUGUACAAUUCAGUGGCAUUAUGUAGAUUGAUGUUGUCAUACAAUUCUCACUACAGUACUUGUCUUUGUCAAAUACUGAAACUCUCUGGGUGAGGUCUAGAGUAUGGAAUGGCACUUUAGCACAUUUGCUGGAAAAAGCAUCCUACAUCUUGCUUUUUUCCAGAGAUAAACAUCUUCCUAAGCUUCUGUACCUCUUUCAAUAGUUCUGCACAUUUGAGUUAAUUUCAGUGUAGGGACUUGGAGUCAAACUUGCCCAUUUAAAUAUUGCUUUCUGGCUCACUGCGUGACCUUGGGCAAAUUACUUUUUACCUUUCUGUGCCUUAAUCUUCACAUUUUUAAAGCAGGGGCCAUAGUAAUAGUUUUAAUUUUAGAGUGUUGUUGGGAUGAUUAAUUAAGUAAAUAUUUGUCAAUACUCUAUGAGUGGCACAUGGUAGGUACAAUGCAAAUAUUUCCUAUUAUUUUAUUAUGAGAAAUACUUCUUCAAAAUCUCUUUUUCCUGCUGGAUCGAAAACGUUGAGAAUGCAGAUACUAUCAGUGUCGUCUACUAUUAAUUAAUUCACUUGCAAGAAACUCCAAAUAGGUUUAUAGUCUCCCGUUUUCACUUAUUUUUUGGUCUUUUAAAAUAUUUUAUUUAUGUGCACAUGGGCUUACUUAAAAUUUUUAUUUAUUUGCACAUGGACAUACUCAAGGAAAGAUUAAGAUAACUACUGUUUCAUGAGCUUUCUGGUUUUAUUUUAAAGGAGAAGUGAGUUUGGGAAGGAGAUGGGUAGGGAAAUGGACUUGUUUCCUUUUGGGGGAAUUGUGAUCUAAAGGAAUGGCUGGAGUACCUCCUGGAUCCCAGAGCCAUUUGCCUUUUCCCACUUGGGGAAUUCCCGAGCUCUGUGAUGAGUAACCAAUGUACAUUGGCCUUUAGGAGGUGCUGUUAGUCAAGAUUAUUUUAGUCAGGGACAGGGAGGGAAAAAAACCUAGGAGCAAUGACAAAAGCAGGAAGUUAAGAGUCACCGUUCUCCAGACCAAUUGGGACAGCACGUUUUGGGUUCUCUCUUGCUACACAAAUGGACCUCAGAGCACAUAAAGGAUUCUAGUUUCUUUGAAACUUCAUUUUAAGGGAAUUCUUCAGAGAAACUUUUCCUUCCAGAGGCUUGGUGGAACUUAGAGCGGAAGACAUGAUGGCCACAUCUCAAGAUCAAAGUCUGGGUUCCAGUUCAGAUGAAAACUGUCAAUUGAGAUUUCGAGAGAAGCUUCUAGCUAUCGAUUUGGAACUGAAGUUUCAAGAUGUAGAAAGCCUAAAGUUUCUCUGCAUAGGUUUCAUCCCCCAGAAUAAGAUGGAAAAGUGCAGGUCUGCCUUGCAUCUUUUUGAUUAUCUCAUGACAGGGGAGAUGAUAAGUGUAAAAGACCCCUUCUUCCUGGCAGAACUCCUCUAUACCAUCAAGCAGAAUUAUCUGCUGCGGCACCUCGGCUACACCAAAAAGCAGGUGGAAUGUUUACUUCCCAUCAGAGGGAAGCUGUCUCCAUUCAGAAAACUGCUCUAUGAACUGUCAGAAGGCAUUGAUGAAGAGAAUUUGAAAGACAUCAUCUUUCUGCUGGCAGAUAAGAUUCCCAAAGUCUCGAUGAGUCCUCUAAGUUUAUUGGCCUACCUAGAAAAAAACACUGAAAUAGAUGAAGAUAAUGUGAUAUUACUGGAGAAGGUUUUUAAAAAGGUUGCACCUUUCCUUCUAAGGAAGAUAGAGAACUAUAAAAGAGAGAAAGCUGCCCAGGAAGUGACACCUCCUGUGGACAAAGAAACUGAAUCAUUGCCUCAAGGACAGGAAGAAAUAUUUACUCCAUCAGACAUUAAGCAGUUCCAUGGAGCCUUAACAGAGGGAUUGUGGCAAAAUGAGCACUCCAUGAAUCAUGGCAAUGAAGCCACAAAUGGUGCACUAAUUCCUGUGUCCAUGGAGACCGUAGGAGCACCUGCUAACACCCUGGGUUCUGAAAUCUGGACAAAGGAGACAAUUAUGUACAGGAUGGAUCGGAAACACAGAGGCCACUGUAUCAUUAUCAACAAUCACAGCUUUACCUCCCUGAAAGAUAGACCAGGAACCCAUAGAGAUGCUGAGUGUCUAAAGCUUGUGUUUGAGUGGCUUGGGUUCACAGCACACAAAUAUGAUGAUGUGACUAAAGGAGUCAUGGACAAGAUUCUGCAGGAGUAUAAGAGUCAUCCAGGCCAUGCUGAUGGGGACUGCUUUGUGUUCUGCAUUCUGACCCAUGGGGAAUUUGGAGCAGUCUACUCUUCAGAUGGAGUCCUAAUUCCUAUUCGGAGUAUCAUGCGUCACUUCACAGCCCAGCAGUGCCCUGGGCUGGCUCACAAACCAAAACUCUUUUUCAUUCAGGCCUGUCAAGGGCCAGAGGUACAAACUUCUGUGUUAACUGAAGCAGAUGCUCAGAAUUCUAAGCAUCUUUCCCUUAUGGAUAGUGUUCCCACUGAGGCUGACUUCUUGCUUGGUCUGGCCACUGUCCCAGGCUAUAUGUCCUUUCGGCAUAUAAGAGAUGGCAGCUGGUAUAUUCAGUCUCUGUGUAAUCAUCUGAAGAAGUUGGUACCAAGACAGGAAGACAUCUUAUCUAUUCUCACUGCAGUCAACAAUGAUGUGAGUCAACAGGUGAACAGCGACGGAACACUGAGACAGAUGCCCCAGCCUGCUUUCACACUAAGGAGAAAACUCGUGUUCCCUGUGCCACAGAAUGCACUUUUAUUAUUGUAGAGAGUCUUCACUGGCUCCUAGAUUUGAAAGGAAACUUUGAUUAUGUCCUCCGGCCUCCCUCCCAGCAUGGGAAUUGGUGAUAGGUGAUGAGUUGGUCUCCACCUGUCAUUCUAGCAAUGGAAAUACCUUGUUUUAUGAUAGUCAAUUCUACUUUUUUUUUCUUUUGACAAGUCUACAUAUUAGAAAACUUCAUUGAUUAAAGACUUGGGUUAUAGCCUUGGCUUUGGGUAGGUACCCUGAAGAACAAACAACUGACCUUGGUUUGUGCGUCUGUGAAAUGCAAGGUGGGAACAGAUGUAUUUUUCAGGUUCCUUCAGUUCUAAGAACCACUGGCUUAGACUGAGCUUGGCUUUCCUCUCUAGAUGUAUACCCCUUGGUUAUAAUUCUUUGUCCCCUCUGCAUGGCCCUGGACAUGGGAUGAUGGCAUCAUGAUGCACACUCCAUCUGCUGUCCCCCUUCCUAAACUUCUCUUCCUGCACAUGUAGUGAGGGGAAUCUGGUCUGUGCCACAGCCAAUCUCCUGCUUUAGGGUAGGGAAGGUACUCAUGUUUUUCUUGGGCUGGGCAGAGGUGUGGUUCUAGGAAGAAGACAGCUCACUGAGAAGACAGACAUAUUCAGCUGCUCCAGAAACAGAAACUUCAUAGCCUGAUGUCACACUCUCUCUUGUUCAAAACUUUUCAGGUGCUGGUGGCAGAACACCCAGCUCAAACUGACUAAAACAAAGCAGGGAAUUUAUUGCCACCCUUUUUUCCUUGGAAAUCGAUGAGUCAGUAGCACUUACUUCAGGCAACACUUGAAUCAGGACUCAAUCUACAAGGCAGCACCUGUCUCUUCACUGGAUCUUCUCAGGUUGCCAACUGCACUGUGUGGACUGCAGUCAACAGCCCUACCUUGUCACUAGUACACAGUGACUCCUCUGGUCCAAAUGUGGAGGAAAGAGGCCACCUCAAAGAUGGGUGCUGUUCAUAGGGAUCGUUGGACUUUCCCUGACCAGAGAGAUGUCUGGCAGUGUUUGUAUAGAAGCCAUGAUAAUUUUUACAUGAAGGUUUUGAACAUGUCCUUGAACAUUUUUUCUCAAUUCCAAGAGGAUUUUUUUUUUCUUUUUAAUGUCUAGAAACAUAUUUUGAAUCCUUGAAGUUUUGACCUAAGAAGAAGAUGGAAAAUCUUGUGAUCAAAGCCUCAUUUAUAGAUGAAGAUGCUGAGGCAACUAGCUCACUGUCCUUCAGCAGGUUAUUGCUUACAGGAUUCCAUUUCCCACUCUAGUGGACUGGAAUAUCAUGGGGCAUGACAAGGCAUUAGGUUUCUUUGAAUAUGUAGAUGCUCAUAAAAGAUACCAAGGAAUGAAGAAAAAUGACUCUCAUAGGUGCUUGACUUUAGAAUUUAUAUGAAAAUCAGAUUCAUAGUGAAUUUGCUGUAAGAAGUAUUCCCACACACCCUGUUUUAAUGUAACUGACCAUUGCAGGGACUUGAAUGUGGCUUGAUUAAGGAAAUAAGUCCAAUAUAUGUCAGAAUGUUCUUUCAAAACCUUCAUUCAAACAGAGCAAAGCUAAAAGCUGGUCAUCAUAGUAUUUAUCCAGUUGGAUACGCAUAGCCUUUGGCUAUUUAACAGUUUUCUGCAAUGAAGGUUGGUGUAGUAUAAAGAAAAGACCAGAGGAUCUGUAGAUUGAGGCCUCAGAUUUCCAUUUCACCCUGCAAAACUCCCAUGCUCUGAAAUAGUCACUGAUUCAAGCUUUUUUUUUUUUUUUUUUUGAACCUUCUCUGGAGUAGAAAAAUACUAGCUAUUGGGAAGAUAAAGGAGAAUGUAUAUCUAUAUACACACUUAAAUCUAAUUGUGACAUGUACAUGCAAGACCUUUAGGUAGUGGAGUCCUCUGGUAGUGUUCUAAGUGGAGAUAUAGGACUUGAGUUCUUUUGAUCCUUAUUCCAGUUGACUUCAUUAGCAGCAACACUAGCAAUAGGCCCUGACAUCCUCUGAGGAGCCAGGUCUCCCUUCAUUGGAUCAUGAUGUCCCCAGCAGCAGAAGGCCAACUUGGUGGAGUCCAGUUUUUUUUAAUGUUAAUAAAAUCUUCAGCAGCAAUUGAGGGCUGAUGUUUAAGUCUAGGGCCUGAGGUUUAUUUCACAUUUUGAUAUGUUGGAACCUAGUGCAUAUACAUGUUUAAAUUCUAAUCAGCAAAGUUUCCAUGAAUUUUGUAGAGGCUUCCACCAAGCACUUUAGGAGUUCCUGGAUUGAGUCAUGAAUAUAUACAGACCACAGGGAUGCAAUCAUCCUUGACUCAUUUCUCCUGAUCAGGGCCUGUGCACACAUGUUAGAGAGCAACCUCAAAUAUGGUGAAAACAUAUUUGUCUGUGUUUAAGAGUGUGUACACAUCUGUGUGAAUUUAAAGUCCAGGAAUAACAGGUUUUUUUAGUGACAGCUAUUUGAGAGUGGCUACAGUCAGUGUUGGCUCAGAUAUUUAUGAAAGAAAUGGGAAAAUUGAGUGAAGGUCUUACAUAUUUUGUACAGUUGUGCUCAACCUACAAGAGUUUUAAUAAUUAUUAUUAUUUUUUCCCUUUCUGUUCUCUCAUUCUUUCACAAAAGUUUGGGUACUGUCACACAAAAUGAAAAGACAUGAAAACUGUCAACAAGAUAUUAUGCAAUGUUAUAGUUAUUUAAUACUAAUUCUACUGAUUUAAUACUAAUUAAAUUCUAAUUUAAUUCUAAUUAAAUUAUACUAUUUAAUACUAAUUCUACUAAUAACUGAUUAUUAUUAUUAUUAUUAUUAUUAGAGUUACUGGUAGCACAUCCUACUGGCCUCACUUCAGGGGGCCAACAGGGGUGGGUGGGUUUGAUAUCCUGCAGAUUACACUUAACAAACACUGUAUUUCACUAGUGCUUAGGCAAUGUUACACAAUUGAACAAAUGGUGUAUUAUGAGUACUGACCAAUUAAUACAGGCAGUAACAGGUGUAACACAAUGGUUCAUGUUGCUGAUUUGCAUCCCUUUUUUCAUGAUUAAGUCUCAAUGGAGGUAAACCAUCUUCAAAGUUUACCUCAUUUCAUGGGCAAUUUUUGUGCCAUACAUUCACUCAGUUAACGUUCUAAGCCAUCUAGGCAAAUUGUUCUUAACCUAGAAUUCUUAGGCCCUUGGAAUGUUUGUAAAUUUAUUCUUAGGGUCUCUGAGCUCUCCUUUUUCUCUUUCAGAUGCUUCUCCUUUUUCUCUUUCAGAUGCUUUAAUUAUUUUUCCAAUAAUCUUUAAAAAUUAAUAGAUAGGUAUCUUGGCUUUUCUGACUGUUUCAGAUUUGAGUACUGACAUAUAAUUUUUGUGCGGACAUUCUGGUAUCCACAGAAAAUAAUAAAAUUUACUUUGAACUGUUAAUGUAGAUAGAUGGGCAUCAAAUUAUUGUCAGAAGCCAGUGGUUAAUCCAUUUGGCACCUGCUCCAAUCCAUCCUCUCUUUCCAUGAUCAACUUCUACUUUAUAGUUCUUCAUCUCUGCUUAAGUCUUCCAGCAAGGGAACUCAUACCACAAGUGGGGUCAUGGAGCUGGGAGUUUGGAAGGACCCCAGUGACCUCAUGAUUCAGGUCUCAGAGUGUUAAACAGUUUGCCAAAGUAUCAUAACCAUUAGUGGAGGAUUUGCUCUGUUGUAUAUCUCUGGAUUUGCAAUCUUAUGCCUCUAAGUCAAUUGGUUUCACUUUUGGUAGCUUUAAUUGUUCCCUUUCUUCUGUUGAACAGGAACCAAUUUAAAAAACACUUGUUCUCAUUCUAAACUUGAACUGUACAAAAUAAGUGUAACUGUCCUCUGGUGAAGUAUAUGUAUGUGAAAAAUCAUUGAUCUUUUUCUGUUAGGGUGUGUGUCUUAUAGAAAGUCUAGAGAUUGCCCUUAAGGAUGUGGUACGAAUAUACUAUACAGUAAUAGCUUUGAAUAGGAACUAAAAUUUUAAAUUUAGGGUUUUUUUAAAAAAUGGAACUCUACAAAAAAAUUUAAAAAUGGAACCCUCUUAAAAAUGCUAGAGGAAGGCUGGGAUUCUGGCUCAGUGGUAGAGUGCUCGCCUAUCAGGUGUAAGACCCUGGGUUCAAUUCUCAGCACCAUAUAAAAAUAAAAUAAAGAUAUUGUGUCCAACUACAACUAAAAAAUAAAUAUUUUUAAAAAACGCUAGAAGAGGUCUCUGCUUCCUGAUAAUCAUGUGAACUGCUUCCCUCUGCCAUACUCUUCUGCCAUGAUGUUCUGCUUCAUCUUGAUACCCAAGGAAUGAAACUGGCCUUCUAUGGACUAAAACCUCUGAAACUGUGAGCCCUCAAAUAAAUUUUUCCCCCUCUACACAUGUUCUGGUUGGAUCCUUUAGUCACAGCAGUGAAAAAGCUGACUAAAACAGAAAUUGUUGCUGAGAAGUGGGAUCAUUGUUGUGACGAACCUGACCAUGUAGUUCAGAAUCUUUCUGAGCUUUUUGGAAUUGGUGGGAGGAUUUUGAGAUGUUUAGCAAUGCAAACUGGAAAUGCUUUAGGUUGUUGUAAGUGGAGCUUAAUGGCUGAUUUUGGUGGGAGCUCAGAAGAGCAGAAUGCUAAUAGGACUGUGGACAGUUAAGACAGAGCUCAAGAUUGUUUAGAGGAAAAAGAGGACACUAUGGUAAUUGGACUAGAGGCCAUUCCUAUUAUAUUCUGACUGAGAAGUUAUCUGCAUUUUGCCCAUACCCUGAGACUUUCUGUUAGGCUGAUUUUAAAAGUGAUGGACUUCUUAAUCUAGUAGAAGAAAUUUCUAGGCAGCAUAGCAUUCAGAAAGUGGCAUGGAUAUGCUGGCAGCCUUUAGCCAAACUUAUUGUUAUAGCCAGGAGCAGAAAGCAGAGCAGAAAGAUUUAGAAAAUGCAGACUUAAAGGUGGAAGUAAACUAGGGCUAAGGAAGUUGCAGUUAUUAAAGAUAUUACUUCCACUAAAGAAAUGCCAAAGACUUUGCCCAGAGACAAUGAGAAAGAUGGCUUGAGGACAUCUCAGGAAUUUGCAAGACCAGACCCUCCUCAGACUCAAGGAAAGAAAAGUAAAAAUUCUCUUGAGAUGAAAUCAGUGGGGAAUCCUUCUUGUACAAAGGGGCCUAGAAAGUUUUUUCAACAUGCUCAACCACUCAGACACUCAGAGGCUGCUGCAGCAAGUGUCCCCGGAGGCUAAGCUACUGCUUGAGAUGGCAGUAGACCUUGGUGUUAAUCACAUAGUGCUGGUUCUGCAGGAAUGCAGGAGGCUGGAGUGAGGGGGUAUGGAGGCUUCAAUCAAGAUUUCAAAGGAAGUUCUGGGAGGCGAGGCAAGGUGCUGCAGGGUUGGAGUCCCUGUGGGCUGCACCUGAAAGGACAAAGAGGGGAGAUGUGUGGAGGAAGCUGAAGCUGCAGUGAAGACCCCCAAGAUGAAGAAAUGACAGUAACGUGGGACAUUGUCCUAGGAAAGCUGCAGGAAUUAAGCAGAGACAAGCCAACAGAAAGGCCACUUGGUCUGCACCCAACAAGGCCACAGGGACAGAGCUACAUAAGCCCUUUGGAGAAGACAUUAUACCAUAUGAUCCAGAUGUUGGACAAAGAACUACAGGGCUUGUUUGCGCACCUGGUUGGUCUUGCUUUGGUCCCAUCCCUUCUUUCUAUGCCCCUAUUUUUGUGAGUGGAAAUGUUUACUCUGUACCUGUAUAUAGUGUAUACUUGUAAAUUGCUUUGGAUACUUGUAAAUUGCUUUUAAUUUUACAUGAUCUCACAAUGCAAGAUUGUUUUGAGCCUCAGAGAAAACUUUGGACUUGAGCUUUGAGAAGUCUCAGAACUAUCGAGAAUAUGGGGACUCUUGGGAAUGGACUAAAUGUAUUUUGCAUUGUCAGAUGAGUGUGAACUUUUGGGGGUCAGGGACAGAAUAUAAUGGUUUGGAUGUGAAGUGUCUCCCAAAAGCUCACAUGUGAGACAAUGCAAGAGGGUUCAGAAUGGAAAUGAUUGGGUUGUGAGAGCCUUAACCCAGUCAGUGAAUUAAUCACCUGAUGGGGUUAAUCCAGUGGUAACUGAUGCAGGUGGAGUAUUGAGGGCGUGGCUUUGGGAUAUAUAUUUAUAUCUGUCAAGUGGAGAUCUCUGAUUCCUGAUUAUCAUGUGAGUUGCUUCUCUCUGCCACAUCAUUCCUCCAUGAUGUUCUGCCUCACCUUGAGCCAUGAGGAAUGGAGCCAGCCUUCCAUAGACUAUGACCUCUGAAACUGUGAACCCUCAAAUAUGCUUUUCCUCCUGACACAUGUUUUGGUCAGGUCCUUUAGUGACAGCAGCAAAAAAGAUGACUAAAACACCCUUAUACCUAAACCUAACUUUAUGUAAAAGCGUAUGUAAUAUAUUUUGACAUAUAUUCAAUUAUUAAUGAUAUAUUCAUAUAUAUUAUUAUAUAUUCAUAUAUAUAAUUUAUCCAUGCAUCCCAAGUUAGGGUUUGGGCUGUGGCUCAGAGGUAGAGUGCUCGCCUUCCAUGUGUGAGGCACUGGGUUCGAUCCUCAGCACCACAUACAAAUAAAGAUAUUGUGCCUACCUAUAACUAAAAAAUAAACAUAAAAAAAUUUGUACUCAUUUAAAAAAUGCUAGAAGAAAUCUUUGUUUAAACAAUGACUCAUUUGGCAAUGCAAACAAUCAUUUCCUACCAUAACUUUUGCAGAUUAGUUUUAAAAGUUUUUCUAUUAAAAAAUUUAAAGUAUAUUGAUUUUUACUUCUUACAUUUAAUUUUGGGUAGAUAAUAUCUUUACGUUGUAUCAUGAUAAGAAAAUGAGAAUAGGUGUUCAAAAAAGUCUUGAAUUUUUCUGUCUACCAUGUGCCCAGUCCUUUCCAUGUCCUCAACCCAUAGAUCACUCCAGACAAGUAUGUAUGUAUUUGUUGUGCAAAUUCAACAAAUACAAACAUAUAUUUGUUUAAAAUAGGUAUUAUUGAGAGAGAAAACAUAUACUGUGAAAUUCAUAUCUCUCAUUUGAUCUCAUUUUUUUUAAAGGUGAAAGAAGAAUCCUUUUAUAGAAGUUGUUAUAGUCAACAGCUGUAGAAAAUAUUUCCCCCAUUUUGGACUCUUUCGUGAGCACUGUGUUUCUCAAAUUUCAGGCAUUCACAUUCACCUUUCCCCAAAAUGUGUCAUAGGUUUAUAACACCUGUUAGGUUACCUAUCAAAUAGUGUGCUUUAAAUUGAUUUUUUUUUUUGAGGGGAUGCUGGGGAUUAAAGCUCAUACAUGCUAAGCAAGUGCUCUAUUUAUUAUUUUUUUUUUUUAAUUUUGAGACAAGGUCUCACUAAGGUGCUUAGACUGGUUUCAAACUUGGCGAUCCUCCUGUCUCAGCCUCCUGAGUCGCUGGGAUUAUAGGAGUGCAAUACCGCACCAGGCUUCCCUCCUCCUUUCUUUCCUGUGGUGGUAGUGUCAAAAUCAGGACUUUGAGCUUAGUAAGAUAGUACUCUACCACUGGGUUACAUUCCCAUGCAUAUAUAGUGAGUUUCAGAAACAUAGUUAGGCAGCCACUGUCACCACCUCAGGGUGAGGUCACAGAAAGCUGCCAUGAGAUGAUGGAUGUGAAAGGUCAUUUACUACCUUGCACUCAUUCAUUCAGUCGAAAUUUACUGGGCACUCACUGCGUGCCCCAUCCUGUGUUAAGCGCUGGGGCCAGGGCGGGACCAAGACUCAGGGCUGUUCUUAAAAGGCUCCCCAAGCCCAGCGCAGUGGCACACACCUGUAAUCCCAGUGGCUUGGGAGGCUGAGACAGGAGGAUCGGGAGUUCAAAGCCAGCCUCAGCAACAGCAAGGCACUAAGCAAUUCAGUGAGACCCUCUCUCUAAAUAAAAUUCAAAAUAGGGCUGGGGGUGUGGCUCAGUGGUCGUGAGCUUGAGAUCAAUCCCCGGUAACAACAACAAAAGGCUCCCUAAGGUGGUCCUUUACCCUCGGUGUCAUCCGCAAAAAGUUCUGUGGGUGGGAGACGACCAAGAGAAUUGCUUCUUAGGCUGCAGAAGGGUCAUAGGGGAGUCCAGCAAAGUUGUCCUGGUGGCUCUGACUAUGUGAGGUCAGCGUCCCUGCAGGUUGUAUCUGAGGUCGGGACUGGACGCCCCCGGGGAUCCCUUCCCGACUCCUCCCAGUUCAUUCCUUCUCAGAUCUCCUUCUGAAGUGGAAGCCACUGUUCCCAUUUUGCAGCUAACAGUUUAAAGAAGAGAGAUGAGUCACACCUGAGCCCCAGUCCAGGAACUGUCCUACCUCCAGCUGCGGCAGAGGCCGCCAGAUCGCUCAGGGAGUUUGGUGUCUCUUUGUGCCAGGCCCAGGAUGUCAUGAGCGGUCGGGCCUCUGGUACAUUACUGGGCCCUCUACAAUGUCCCUCCAUCCCCGGGGACCUUCGUCGCCCCUCAGCUUGCCAGGCCUGAGGGAGCUGUGGAAACUCUAAUCCUCGCCCCCGCUCCGUGACACAAACACCCUCUCAUUUUAAGUAAUUCUUUAGGAUAUAUGGAAAAUACUGGUACAAUUUCAGAAUGGAAUAACUUUAUGAGCUUUGUAGAUUGCAACUAGAUUUAUUUAUAAAUACGGAGAAAUGUCCCUUCUUAUCUUUUGAGUGAUGUCCUUGACUUGAUCUACUAACCUUUUUAUGAUUAUGUAUAAUGUAUGAUCAUUGUGGAAUAAUUGGGAAAUGUAAGUCCACACAAACAGGAAUAUAUUCAUUUAUAAUUCCAUUUUUGUACAGGAUAUAUUUUCCCAUUAUUUCAACUUCUGCAUUUGUCCUUGAUCUUACCCAUCUCUUUGAAAUACAUUAUUGUCUACACCACCAAUCGUGCAUCUAGAAAAAUGUGUUAUCAAUAAUAAAUGUAUUCCACCUGA